This is a messenger RNA of Rhipicephalus microplus (southern cattle tick), 662 nucleotides long. RefSeq lists its product as uncharacterized. The record is from RefSeq and is a predicted model, not a curated record. Gene Ontology annotation, molecular function: serine-type endopeptidase inhibitor activity. NCBI's taxonomy places the organism in Eukaryota, Metazoa, Arthropoda, Arachnida, Ixodida, Ixodidae.
AGUUACGCAUAAGAAGACUUCAGCAAUGAAGCUGUUAAUUUAUGCUGUUCUGUUCUCUUUGGUAAUUUAUGGGAUCGCGACGGAAGAGGAAGAUGAAGAACAGGAUGGUGGCACCGAAUCUCAUCGUGGUGCAGAUACCGCGACACCUGCGCCAAAGGCACCAGAAGGAAAUGGUGAAGAGGAGGAAGGACAGGAAAGAGAAGAAAGAGGAGGUGGGGAGAAAAGUAAGAAGACAGAAGCAUCUACAUCUUUAACGACAUCCACGAAAACUACCACAAUUACUUCAACAACAGCAAGUCCGGCAUCAUCAAACGGGGGCGGAGAUGCUAAGGGAGAGACAAAAGGCAAGGGUAAAGGUAGGACAAAAUUACCCAGAAGAUGCCGUUUGUCACCAGCAAAAACGAAUUGUGUGGGCAAUCAUCGUCUUCGUUUGUGGUUUUACAAUUCAACAUCAGAAGUUUGUGAACGUCACGAUGCGGGAGGAUGUUCGCAACUAGUAGGAGGGUUUCUUUUCUGCCCACAAUGUAUGAGAAGUUGCAACAAGAAAAGAAGUGCAAGAAAAUUUUGCUUGAAGCCUAAAUGAAACAGGAGGAAGUGGCUAACUACGCAUAAAUAAAAGUACUUUUAGUUGUUUCUUUAGGAAAUAUAUUUGUGCAAUAACC